AUGGCUCAAGGUAAACUCAAGUUGAAGGCAAAGGCUCCGGCUAGAGUCACCAAAAAGCAGCAGAACCCCAAGAACUACGCACCUAAGAUCGUCAAGCCUAAGAAACAAAAGAUUAUCGAGUCUGAAAAGUUAGCCAAAGUUCAUAAGGCGCAGUUGGCCAAUUCCACCGAGAAGUUGAUUGCAUCGAGAGUUGGUCAUUUGGAAUUGAUUAAGGGGUCCAGAAGACAAAUUGAAAAGGCUGAAAAGGAGAAGGCUAAGAAGCAAGCAAAGAAGUGA
Lizanozyma spartinae is the source of this 276-nucleotide messenger RNA. RefSeq lists its product as uncharacterized. NCBI's taxonomy places the organism in Eukaryota, Fungi, Ascomycota, Pichiomycetes, Serinales, Debaryomycetaceae. The record is from RefSeq and is a predicted model, not a curated record. Bases 1 to 276 code for a protein of 91 amino acids. The transcript has a single exon.